GUAACGUACGUAACGUCAGUGUGCGCAGCUGCAGUAGAUCUACAGAACAUGUAGACUGUAUUGGAGGAGCUUGUGCAGCCGACCCAGGAGCUCUGAAGUCAGCUGGGCUUGGUCCGGAACAUUGUCCGACAAUAACAGCAGCCAUUACUUGGCGUACAUAACUUUAUUACCAAAUAUAUAUAUAAAUGCAGCUUUAUAAACUCUUCUAUCUGCGCUUCUUCUGCUGAGGACGCUUCAACAGGUCUCCCAGUGAACAGCAUGGCAGGCUGUGGAGAAGUGGACUGUUCAGUGGAUGCCCUGGCUCCCUCCAAGCUGAUAGAGGAAGUAGGAGAUAGUUGCGCUACAGACCCUUCCAGUUCCACCACCACCACCCCAGAGUGUGCCAUCUGCCUGCAGAGCUGCGUCCACCCUGUACGCCUCCCGUGCUUCCAUGUCUUCUGUUUCCUGUGUGUGAAAGGCGCCUCCUGGCAGAGCAAGCGCUGUGCUCUCUGUCGACAAGAAGUCCCAGAGGACUUCCUGGAGCGGCCGGUUCUCCUCUCGCCUGAAGAACUGAAAGCAGCGGCCGCAGGGUUGAGCCGGAGUGGGGGGACCGGGGGCGGUUCCCGUGGAGACUACGCGUGGUACUAUGAGGGGCGCAACGGCUGGUGGCAGUAUGAUGAGAGGACCAGCCGUGAGCUGGAGGAAGCUUUCGCUAAGGACAGGAAGAGCACAGAGAUGCUGAUUGCAGGGUUUCUUUACGUGGCCGACCUGGAGAACAUGGUGCAAUAUCGUCGGAACGAGCAUGGCCGCAGACGCAAGAUAAAGCGGGACAUUGUAGAUAUCCCCAAGAAGGGAGUUGCAGGAUUGAGGUUAGACCCCGAACCUGUCCCCAUUCCUGCUGUACCAAUUGUCAUCCCAGCUGCAACAGAACGCGUCAAUUCAGCUGAUGGAUCGGACACUGAUGGCCAAUCACAACCCUCAUUCUUUGGGAUUAUGGCAUCUCUUCCCCCUGUUAGACCUCCAACACUCUUGGGGCGCCAUCUUACUAGUCCCCUUCCUCCCUCACCCUCAAGCAUUGAAGAGUCUUUCUCCCAGCUCCUGAUCAGCCAGCCAGAGGGCGAAGAGGUGGAAGCAGACGAUGAGCUACAGACGUACGAGUAUGCAUCCGGCAGCAGUGAGAGCGAGGAGGAAAGGGAGUGCGACAGAGGGAGAGCAGAACCGAUGCGAAGACAUAGGCAAAGACCGCUAAGAGAGAGUCAGCCAGCAAGGAUGCCUCCAAGGGGCGGGCCCUCCAGCUCUGCACUCAAUCUCCGCUCACGUAGUCCCGAUGGACAGUGCACUGUGACAGAGGUGUGACUGCGACUGCACAGCGGUAUCUGUUCUACAGAUGACAGUGCUUAAACUUUAAUCAGGUCGGCAAAAAAGUUUGAAAACCAGUAUGCAUCUUUAAAGGUCCCAUGAAAUGAAAAAUGGCUUUAUUUAUUGUUAUUUGUGUCACUGGGUGUAUUUAACCUCAUCCAUCAUGUGCCAAAUAUGAUCCUAAAAUGUAUUUUAAUUAUUUUGAUAUCAAAAUAUUCUUAGGUUAUUCAAAGAUCUCCAUCCAAUUGAAUGUAACCUUAGUUUUGUGUGGGAUCUGGUAAACCGUCUCUUCCAAACCUGCAGGUCUACUAAGGUAACGUAGCAGCAAUAACAUGGGUCACAGCUGUGUACUUGGAUGUUAGUUUGUAAAAACAUUGACAGCUUAAUUAACACCUGGGAUAUACUCACGCCUAUCUUUAUUGUCCUCCACCCAAUAUUGUGUUUCAUUCAGAGAUGCUCAAACAGUUAUAACUAGGGUUGCAAAUUCCAGGAAUAUUCAAGGUGGAAACUUUCCAUGGGAAUAAAAUAGAAAUAUAGCGGUUGCAUUUACCAUGUCAUGUGCAGAUAGAAACAAGCCUUUUACCAUAUCAUAAGCAGACAUAAUCCAUUAAUUUGCCAACUAGCAGAAUUGUGUACUUUGUUUUAGGCUACUAUCUGCUGGUUAACUGAAAUAUAAAAUACAUUCACUCCAGUUAUAUAAUCAAAACUUGCAUAAAAGCAUGUAGUCCUUUGGCUCAGACAGUGUGGUAGUGUGGGCUGCACAUGUGAUGGGAGAUUGCACAAGGUUGUAAUUUUACUGAAUUCCUAGAUAAUGGGAUGCUGGCAAAUGAUCUGUACUUGUGACGAAAGAGUGCACUUAAUAGUGCAUGGUUAUUCAAUUAAAUGGGUAUACUUUAACCAAAACAUGCUGUAAGACCUUGUAUUGCUUAUUAUGUGUAUUUCCUCCCCAAAUAAGUUCACUAUUAAAAGGUACGAUUUUUAUUUUUAAAUUGUGCAAAAUUGCGAAGUGUAAAAAAGUGUAACUUCCCUUGGAGAGUUUUUGUAAAUUUACCGACCCUUUGCAACCCUACUUACAACAUUAAAGCCAUUUCAAGGGACCUUUGAAGACAUAAAUUAAAGCCUUUUAUUGAAGAUUAUCAAAAGCUAGUUUCAGCCAGCAAUAUACUGUAUACAAUGGUAGUCAUGCAUCGCCCUCAGCAACAGGUUAUAUAGUGAAGCAUAACAGUCUUGUUUUCAGGCCAAAAAAAGAUGACGCACUAUGACAACUUCUUGGUCAAUGUUGUCCCAAAACUCCCAUCGGCCACUGCCCUGUCUCAUGGUUAACCAGGCUGAUCAUUUUUUGUCUCUUUUGGAGUGAUGGCGUAGAAAUCAAGCGUAAAUGUAGCAGCUUAUGUACCAGUUACAGAGCGUUAAUACUGCUCACUUUUUCCUGCUUUGCUGAUUAGGUUUUUUGAAGUUGAGAUCAGCAGGACCUAAUUAAUAAUAUUUAAACUGGAGUUUGUGUGUGUGUAAUACGUUUAAGCGUACGAGGGGAGAGAGACUGUACUCUCUAGUUUAGUGUGGAAGUGUUGUUUUAAUAAUGGCGUGUUUUGUGUUGUUGUGAGCGGUGUUGGGUGCUGAAAAGCUACUGGCAAAACCACUGGAAAGUAUUUGGCUAUAUAUGUAGAGAGAUACAUUUGGAUUUCUAUUUCUUGUUAUAGUACUCUGGAUGGGGCUACUAUCAGAGCGCUGGCACCGUCGUGUACUUGGACGAUCUCGAGCUGUCCUCACGCUCUUUUUUUUUUUUUUUUUCCCCUGUUUGCCUCAGCUGCUGUUAUUUUAACUGUUUUCACUGUUAGUGUCUUACCAUCUGAAUUACCUAAAACAAGCUUUCUGUCUGUGUGGUGUUGCCCCUGUGGUGUUUUGUCAAGUUAAUAAAUAUAUAUAAUUUAAAAUCA
Molecule: messenger RNA, 3275 nt
Organism: Sebastes umbrosus (honeycomb rockfish)
Lineage: Eukaryota; Metazoa; Chordata; Actinopteri; Perciformes; Sebastidae
Product: E3 ubiquitin-protein ligase rnf146-like
Exons: 2
Coding region: 259-1335 (358 amino acids)
Biological process (GO): Wnt signaling pathway; ubiquitin-dependent protein catabolic process
Cellular component (GO): cytoplasm; nucleus
Molecular function (GO): ubiquitin protein ligase activity; zinc ion binding; poly-ADP-D-ribose binding
Source: RefSeq, a predicted model, not a curated record